AUGGAUUAUAACUCAGACCGUGGUCAUGAUGACUCUUAUCAUCGCCACCUACAAGACGAACAGCUUCCACCGUCGGAUUAUGAAGUGGAGACUGUUGAUGACCGUAGGAACGGUGGCGCAGCCGUCGACACUGGUGGGAUGCAGAUGAAGCAAUCCGUUGAACAUCGCCAUUCUUCUUCGUCCAUGUCCUCUCCUGGGUUAGUGGUAUCUUUGGGGUUGAAACUAUUCGUUGGUGGAGUUUCCUGGGAAACAACUGAAGAAACUUUUGCGAAUUACUUUGGGAAGUUUGGAGAACUUGUCGACUCUGUAAUCAUGACAGAUAGAAUGACAGGAAAGCCAAGGGGGUUUGGGUUUGUAACUUAUUCUGAUUCAGCUGUUGCAGAGAGAGUUUUGGAGGAAGAACAUGUAAUAGAUGACCGAAAGGUUGACCUGAAAAGAACAGUGCCUAGAGGGGACAGGGAUGCCGAUGUUAAACCGGUACCAAAGACGAGAAAAAUCUUCGUUGGUGGACUUCCACCGUUUUUGGAAGAAGAUGCGCUGAAGAAGUAUUUCUGUGUGUAUGGUGAAAUAGUUGAGCAUCAGAUCAUGUACGACCACCACUCUGGAAGGUCAAGAGGGUUCGGUUUUGUAACCUUCCUGACUGAAGAUUCUGUGGACAGACUUUUCUCCGAUGGAAAAGUCGAAAUAAAAAGGGCUGAACCAAAGAGAACAGGAAGAGAUGGCAGCUUUCGAGGCAAGUAUGAUCAGGAAGAUUGUUAUGGUGGGAAAGCAAAUGAUGAUUACAAUAUGUAUUCGGGUUAUGGUGGAUAUGGCGGUUAUGGAGCCUAUGCAGGGAACUCCAUGGUUAAUGCCGCUGGAUUUUAUGGUUACGGUGGUGGCUAUGGCUAUGGUUAUGGCUAUGGAGGUCAAAUGUUUAACGUUGGCUAUGGAGCUGGCGGUUAUAGCCAUAUGGGUGGUGGCUAUGGUGUUGCCGCAGCUGCUGCUUUUGGAGGUGGAAAUGCUCAUGGAAACGGUAACAGCGGCUCAAGUAGUGGCAGAGGAAAUGGGACUAAUGGUUCAGGGCCAGGUCGAUACCAUCCUUAUCAAAAGUGA
Thlaspi arvense is the source of this 1092-nucleotide messenger RNA. NCBI's taxonomy places the organism in Eukaryota, Viridiplantae, Streptophyta, Magnoliopsida, Brassicales, Brassicaceae. The record is from the annotation of a GenBank genome assembly.